AUGAGGGCAUAUAAAUGUAAAAUAUUACAAAUAAAUGCUUAGUGGGCAUUCCUAUAAAGAGCAUUAGCUGUCAACAUUCAUAGUAUAAACUUAGCAAGAAGCAACAGCUAACAAAACAGCAAAAGAGAGUAGAAUCUUCAUCUUUUUUUUAAUAUAAAGAGAGCCACUAAUUUUCAUCAGAAAGUUCAUCAAAAAGCUGAGGAUUUGAUUAUUAUGAGAAUAUAAAACAAUUACCCUAAAACCUCAAUAAUAGCACCGAGCCGAAUUGCGAGAGUAACUUAAAAUCAUGAAAUAUAAAGAAACAAUGAAUUAAAAAAUAAAUUAUAAAUACAAUGA
This is a messenger RNA of Tetrahymena thermophila SB210, 336 nucleotides long. RefSeq lists its product as hypothetical. The record is from RefSeq and is a predicted model, not a curated record. The transcript is spliced from 2 exons. NCBI's taxonomy places the organism in Eukaryota, Ciliophora, Oligohymenophorea, Hymenostomatida, Tetrahymenidae.